Molecule: messenger RNA, 8045 nt
Organism: Nomia melanderi (Alkali bee)
Lineage: Eukaryota; Metazoa; Arthropoda; Insecta; Hymenoptera; Halictidae
Source: RefSeq, a predicted model, not a curated record
AACUUUGAUUGUAUAAAAGAUAAGUAUCCAAAAUGUAUAUUUAAUAUGGAAACAUUGGAAGAGAUGGAUCACAUGGACAUUGCAUCUUUAUUUUUACUACAUGUAUGCCAAUAUGAACCAUCUUUUUAUGAAACUAUGUGUAAUAAAUUGAAAUAUGAAACUCAAAUUCAAAUUAAAAUGUUCUUAGAAAUGAUUAUUCCUUGUGGAAAAGCAAUAAAUAGAGAGUCAUUGAGAACAGUAAUAGCAGAAUUAGAAGAGAAUACACCAAAGACACCAGUGACACCAAGAACGCAUUCUCUGAAAGAUUUUUUUAAUUCUCCCGCUACACAAUCUGCUCAACGUUAUGCCUUAUUAAAUGAACGAAAUCGUGAAUUGAGAAAAUUGAUGAACGAAUUAGAAGUGGAGCGAUUUGAGAAAACAGAUUUACAAGAAGAUUUACGAAUUCAACAGAAUAAAGUACAAAAGUUAGAAAAAAAAUUGCAAGAAAAAACUGCGGAGUUGAAAGUUUUACGAGAUGAAAGAAUACCAAGAACACCACAAUCUUGUAAGAAAAAGAAAGGUGUAACAGAUUGUGAACAGUAUUACAAGAAAGAGAUGGAUUAUUUAGAAAAUGAACUAAAACAGAAACAAUAUGAGAUGGAUAACUUAGAAACAGAGAAUUCAACUCUGACCAAAAAAUUAAUAGAGUCAGAAAGACAAUGUAAAAAUUUCAAGAAAAAAUUAGAAACUUAUGAAAAGUCUUUGGAAAAUAUGCAAAUUCAAGAAGAAAUUAAAGAUAGAGAGCUGUUGAAUCUUAAAAUGACUAAUGAAGAAUUACGUGCUCACUUAAAAGAACUUAAUAGAGCAGGUAACGAGGAACAAAGUUUUGAAGUUGAUGACAUAGUACCUUUAAAUUUAUCUGCACCAUCUUUAAAUACUGGUGAAGCUCUUAGUUCGGUCAUUGAAAUACAGUUACAAGAAGCAAAAGAAGUAUCUACUUCAUUAAAAACUCAAAUUGACAUUUUGAAUAAAAAACUAGAAUCUACAACUGAAGAUUAUAAACAUGUAACACACCUAUUACAGGAAAAAACAAUAAGUUUACAAAAUACAGAAGCUAAAUUAAAUACGACCUUGGAUAAAUUUAGUAAAGAGAUUGAAUCUUUACAAACAGAGAAGAUAUCGUUAAUAAAUCAAAAUGAGAGUUUGGAAACUAUAUGCACCUCUCAAAAAAAUUCAUUGAUGCAAACUGAAGAAGCAAAAAAUAUUUUAAGUAUCGAGGUAAAUACCUUGAAAGAACGAAUUAAAGUUAUGGAAGAAGUUGUACAUAAUGAGAGUUUAAAUAACAUGAAAUUAAAUGAUAAACUUGAAGAGACAAAAACUCAAUUGUCUGAGAAUGUUAAAUGUGUCCAAGAUUUGAAGCAAAAAAAUAAUUUAUAUAAAACUUCUAUUGAAAACUGCAAUAUAAAUUUAAAAAACAUGAUACUUAAUAACACAGAAAUUAAAGAUGAUCUAAGUGAUUUAGAUGUUUCUGCAACUGCUCAGCUUGUAGAAAAGCUUCGAAUAAUAUUAAAUGAUUUUAGUAAGAAAUUUGUUACUCAACAUAUGGAAUUAAAAUUUCUGAAUAAUACCAUAGAAGAGAUGAAACUAAAGACACAACAAUACCAAUCACAAAUAUUCAAUUUAGAAAACAAGGAUAAACAAAAUAUUGAGACAGUAUUAAAGCUAACAGCAACUAUUGCAGAAAAUACAACAAACAUUAACAAACUUAAUACUACUAUACAGCAAUAUUCAGAAGAAAUUUCAUAUUUAAAAGGUGUUCAACUCCAGAAAGAAAUUGUUGAAAAAGAUUUGAGUGUAUUUAAAAAUAAACUGGAUGAGAAAAAUAAAUUAUUACAAUCUUCUGAAGAAUCCAUAAAAAUUCUGAAAGAAAAUUUUAAUGCAUUUGUAACAGAAUUUUACUCAACAAAGAGGAAUGUAUUAAAUCAUAUAUAUGAAUUUGAGAAACAAAACAGUGAAACAAUGAGAAACGUAUUAAACACUUAUGAAGUGAUACACAAUAAUUAUACUCAAGAACAAAAUCACAGAAAAAAAAUUGCAGAUACACUUACAAAUAAUGAAAAAGAAUUGAAAGAUACUGAAAACUUAAAUACUACAUUAAAGAAUGAUUUAGUAAAGAAUAAGCAAAUAGUAAGUAAAUUAGAGAUAGAAUUAACGCAAAUUAAAGAAAAAUUAAAAGAUUCCAUGCAAGAGACGGAAAACUUUAAAAAAACGAAUGAAAUACUGGAAAAACAACAAACAGAUAUGAAGUCUCAAAAUGAAAAAAUUUUGCUUGAUUUACAUACCUUAAACGAUAAACUUAAAUUAUCUCAAGAGAACAUGUCUAAUGUAUCGAAUCAGUUAAAACUCAAAGAUGAAAGAAUUGUAAAUUUAAUUGAAGAAAUUUCUUCUCUCAAAUUAAAAGAAGAACAUAUAAUUAAUUUACAAAAGGAAAAAGAAUUAAAAUUAGAGACUUCCAUACAAGCAUUAGAAACAAAAUUAUUAGAGAAGCAACAUGAUUUAGAUCACUUAAAUGAAGAAGUAAAAUUAAAACAGGGCACACUAGAGCUUGUAGAAAGCAAAUUUGAGAAUUUAUCAAAGGAGGCAAUCGCUUCAGAAACAAAAAUGAAAGAAGUAAUUAUGAAUCUUCAAGAAGUUAGAACUACUCAGGAUGCAGUUUUAACAACUCAAGAGAAAGCUCUCAACGAAAAAAACUUACAAAUGAACCAACUUCAGAAAGAAUUUAAAAAAUCAAAAGAUACAUUAUGUAAGCAGCUGGAAGAUGAAAAAUUAUUAUAUCAAAGUCUGCAAAGUAAAAAUGCGGAAUUUCAAAUUCAGUUGAACAAGAAAAUAAAAACUAUAGAAGAGUUGCAAGAGGUAUUAAAAAGAGAAAAGAAUGAACAUGAUAAAAGUAAAGAACAUUGUAAAACUGCAGAUUUAACGGUGUUAGAAAUUACACAAAUUUGUAAAAAAUUAGAACACUCAAUAAAUGAUUUGAAAUUGACAGUAGCAAACGCAAAUCCAACAAAUGAAAAUUUUGAUGCCGAUAUUGUCUAUGAUACAUCUUGUAUAGAUAUCAAUAAUGAUAAAACUGAUAAUAACAUUUUAAAUACUAUAAAGACAUCUAUUAACGAAGUAUACAUAUCACGUAACUUAAUUUUGUAUCUAUUUAAUAGAAAUGCAAGCUUAAAUGAUGAUUUAGAGAAAAAGAAAGUCAUUACAGAUGACUAUGUAAAGAAGUGUAAAGAAAUUGAAACAUUAAAGAAUGAAGUAGAAGAAUUAAAAAAUACAAAAGAAACACAUACAAAGUGUUUAAAUAAUCUAAUUCAAUGUAAAGAAUUAUUAAGAGAUCCCUUACAGAAUAUUCUUAAAUUAAGAAAAGAUUUGGAUACAUCUCUGGAUGAACUGAAACAAAAAUGGGAUAAAUUAUUAUCAAAAUCUUAUAACAUUUUUGCUAUUGACAAAUCCGUAUGUGAUGAGUUGAAAUGCGUGCAAACUAAAAAAGCAGAUCUAGAGAAUACCUUAACUAAAUAUAACACUCACCAUUUGCAAAAUAUAAUGCCUAUACACACCAUUCUAUGGCAGAAGUUUUUAUGGACAGAACAAAUAUUGAAAAAUACUUAUUUGAAUGUAACUAAGAAUCAACAAAUCCCAAACAUUCCUUUAGAUACUUUUUCAAAUGAAAAAGCAAUAAUUGAAACUGAACUAGAGAAGUAUGUAGCGUUAGAAAAGGACGUUAUUCAAUUUAAAAAAGAAAUAGAUGAUUUCUCUAACUUGGUUUUUUCAUUCGAAACUAAUUUCAAUUCCGAGGAUACAAAAUUUCAAUCUAAAGAAGAGAAGAAGUUGCAAUCUAAAAUUGACAUACUGAUAGAAGAGAAGAAUGAUAUAGGGAGCAAAUUGGAGUGUACUCGACUACAGAAUGCAAAAUUAGAAGGUCAUAUUGACGAACUUAGAGAAAAUAUAAAUGAAUUAAAAGUUAUCACAUCGAAAGAAGUCGAAAUUUUAAAAAAAGAUAUCACUGAAUUAAAAAAAGAAAACUUAAAGCUAAAAGAAGAAAAGGAAGAAUUAAGUAAGAGACCAAAAAAAGAAGACGUCGACAAUCAAAUGAAAGAUAUUUAUGAAAAAUAUAAAAUUAAAUUAGAUGAAAGCAAACAAAAUAUGAAAACAGCAUAUCUUGAACAAAUAUCUAAGCUAAACAAAGAACAAGAACAAUGCAUACAGAAAAGAUUGGAGUCCCUACAAAGAAAAAUGGAAAUACAGUGUCGCAAACAAGCAGAUGAAUUAAGCAAAUAUAAAGCACAUGUUGCAGGUAUGAGUUCACAGAUCUGGAACGUGGGAGAAAAACUCUUAAGCGAACAACAAGAAAAAGAGAAAUUACAAAAAGAAUUAAAUGAACUAAAAGUUAAAUAUAAGUAUUUAGAUCAACAAGUGGUUUCUUCGAUUGAGUAUAAAACUUCUAAAUACGAAAAAACAAAUUUAUUGUCGGGAGAAAAGAAGGAAGAAAUUUUGCAUAAGGUUGCAGUGAUACAAGAAAAAGCAGCUUACGAAAGAAGAUGUAGUAUUAGAAGUAUACAAACAAUGGGUAAUGCAUUUAAUGCAGAGGACGAAGAAGGCGAAAUUUUUGAUAAUAAUUAUUUAGUUGAUAUGAAGGAUGACCAUUCUUCGUUCAAUACGAAUACUGAUCGAUUAUCUAUUUUGAAAAAAAGAAAUGCUCUUUGCAAACCACACUUAAAAUCAUCUUAUCCUGCUGAAAUGCAAUUUCAUCCUUUACCAUUUACAGAGGAAGAAAUAAAGUCAGGCUCAGUACCAGAAGAAACAUUUAAUGAUAGUUUAAGUCAGAGCUUGCUUCCUGAACAAAAAACAAAGAAAAAAGAUAGAACUCAGACAUCAUAUAAAAAACCUGGUCCUCCAACUCCUAGUAGAAAUGGUGGAAGAUUAUCGUUACAAGGUAAUGAAUUGAAAAGCCCAAAUUCAAGGAUACUGAAAGAAAGAAAUAAGGACAGAGCAACGACUACUCCACGUACAUUGAAGAGUUUAUUCAUUUCAAGACGCCAAGACGAAAAUGUAGCAGUCACGCCAAGAGAUCGUAGAAGGAGUAGCAUUUUCCGUAAAUAUCGUGGUACAACCGAUAGAUGAACAAUAUCACAUACGUAAUGUGAAAUAUUUUGUAACAUCGAUGUUUGUAAAUUUAAAAGGGAUGGAAUAUUUCUUUUUCAAUUUUUCUUGUCGAUUUAAGAUUUGUACAAAGAAACAUUGUAUUCUAAUUUUAAUACUAGGUAGUUCAACAACAAAACAGAAGAAGUAUUUAUCACUCAUACAUCAUAGUCAUUUAUUUAGACAAUAAUUAAAUAGUUUUAUAAUAACAGUAGUACUUGAAUGUUUUGACAAUAUAAAAACAUUGAUAUUAUGAAAUGAAUGGUAUGUCAUAUGUAAUACAAUGUUGACUGAAAAGUGUAUGCAAUUUUAAAUAACAAAAAUAUUUUAUAUAAAUGAUUUAGAAACACUUAUAGUAACUUGAAAACUUAAAAUCAGUAAAGUUUUCUUAUUUUGUGUUGCAUGUAUAACUGAUUGAAUAUGUUUUGUAUAUUAUGUUAUUUAAAACCUAUUCAAUCCGAUACGUGCAUUAAAAAUGUAUCACAAAUCACUUCCUCUUGGAACUCAGUCAACUUGGGUACAAUACAAUUUUUCUAUUCUCUUUCGUUAUUCGGAAUCUGAUUCCUAUAACAAAAACAUAUUAUAUUAUUUUAACGGAAAAUCAUGGCGAUAUGAACUUUCUACUAACUAGUAGAAACUGAUGUAUUUCGAAUUAUCUAUACUUUGACGUACAAUGUUAUGUAAAUUAUACUUUUCUAAUUUUAUUAUAUUCACAAGUUUACUGUAUGGAGCAAAUGAAUUUUGACAAUCUUAGGAAACAGGUCAAAUAUAUUACUCCUAAAAGGAAAAUUUGAAUUAUGUACUCCAGUAUACAUUAAUUUAAAUUAUAAUUUUAUGCUAGUAAUAUUUUAAACCAUAUUUGCGUAUAAGAAUACAUAUGAUGCUAUUAACAAACUAAUGUACCAUAAUUGUACUGUUAUAAACUUGUGAUUUGCUUGGAUGUUAUUUUCGAAUUAUUGAAUGAAUGAAUUGCUAAAUCUUACCAUAUAUUGACCUUCUACGUAGCGACCAGAAUUUCUAGAUGUUCUUCUUAAUUCUCUUGGCUCCGCGUGAUCUUGACUUCUUCGUCUAAAAGAAAUAGUAACUGUUAUUAUUAAAAACAAUCUUAAGACGAUAAAUUUAAUUAUUCCAGGCCGUUAGACCAUUAAAACAGAUUACUUACGACCUCGAUUGAAUCUGCAAUGUCUUUAGUUUAUUAUCUAUAUCUUGAGAAGGACUGGUGGACGCGUCUUCAAUAAUUGCCGAUGGGGACGUCUGCAUUUGUGUAGCGUCAUUAGUUUCGUAAAAUCCAGCUGCCCUAGAUCCACGAGUUAUUGAUACUUUAUUAACGGCUAAUCUGAAAUGAAGAUUCAAACUAAUGGUACUUAAAAGGAUGCACCAUAUUCAAAACUUAUUUCAUGGACACCAUAGCUUGUCAAUUGAAAUAUGUUUAAGAUUAAAGCUUAAUUUAUUUAAAUGAAUAAUAAUUUAUGCAUGUAGAAGAUUUAAAAUGAACUAAAAUUUUACUCACUGAUGUUUCCUUGGACCACGUUUCUUCUUGUGUUUACUGAAAGAAAAAGGUUCUAUUGGUGGAAUUGUGUUGGAGCUGAUUUUAUAAAUAAAGGGACAAAAAUUUCGUGUUAGUAAUUCUCGUUAAGAAUUACUUUGGUAACACCUCAAUUUCUCUCACGCAUAGUUCUAUGUAAUACGAACAUAUACAUGUAUUACAAAAUUACUCUUCACGUACAUACGUAUCAUUAUGCUUCGUAACUAUACCCGAAAGAACGAUUAUCGGCUCGAAGGAAAUGCAUAGUAUUCGUCCGAGUAUUAAUAAACAAAAUACUUUGAGACGUGUUUAUAAUAUUGCGGUGAUUAUAGAGAACGGCGUGUUGAAAAAUAUAAAAACUUCGAUGGCUAAACGGGUGAUACAAAACUAAAGAAUUAUUUUUGUCACAAAUAUUGCGAAUUUUAAUGAGGAAAAAAACCGUACGAACUGCAGCGUCGUUUAAUCGCCACGAAUUGCAAAUUUUGAUAAAGUAGGAUGCAGGAACUCGAAGGAGAAGAGGGUCGUAUUGUAAUUAAUAUCACAUGGUUAUUGUGUCUAUCACCAAUUUGUAUAUUAUCAAUAUAUAAACAAAUACACAAUGUUUUAGAUUUAUUUGCUUUCAAGUUCAUGGGUUCAACAAAACACACAUCGUUCUCUAUGUACUUUCCUUUUGCAGGCAUUCCAAAAAUAUUAUCGAUUCUUUAUCUCAACAAUAUUAACGUAUAGUUUUUAUAUUAUUUUCUUACACUAGUUUAUAGAAAUUGUGAGUUGCUUUAAAUAUAGGCGUCAAGAACAAUACGUCUUCUCAAUUCCUUAUACAACUUCUGUUGUUUACAUAAAUAUGUAUGUGUAUACGAAUUGAUACUUUGAUAAUGUUACAUGUGUAUAUAUAUAUGAUAUAUAUGUAUAUAAGUAUGUAUCUAUAUACAUAUAUAUACAUAUAUAUUACUAAUAUAUAGCUAAUUCCUUACACUAGUUUAGAAGUUGAUUUUAAAAUAGGCACUAAGAAUAACAGACCUCAUCAAUUCCUUAUACAAUUUUUGCCCCUUAUAUGAAUACAACGAUUAUAUAUUUUGCUAAAAGUAAUAAUUUUUAGCUUGAAUAACGAUCAGGUAGCCUGCAACAAGCGAUUCAUAAAAGAUUACUACCCAUGCGAAGACAACAGAUCUGUGGUGUAUAUAAAGACACUAAUGGUAAUAAGUAUUUAUUAAUAAAGCACAAGCAUGCAAUUAGAUGAUAAAAGAGUAAACGUUUCGUACUUAAAAAAUAUUUUAUUUUUUAAAAUGUUUCAAAUAAGAAAAUAAACAUUAACAAAAAAUAAAAAUAUUAAUAUGCUAUGCUAUAAUCUACA